AUGGAAAGCCUGAGCGAGCUUCAGAACCCUCUGCUGGACAAGAACAGCAAGCAAGUGGUCAAAGCUGACUACGGCUACAGGAGUGACUUCCCCAGCAGCCAGUACCAGGAAAACAUCAUCAACUACUUCGUGACCAGCAGCGGAGGCAGAAGUGGAGGAGUCGGAGGAGGAGGUGGUGGAGGAGUUGGAGGUCAAGUUGGGGUCACAUCCACAAACGGAAAGGCUAAAGCUCAGCUCCUGGAUGCCACUUCGCUCCAUCUGGCAGUGGAGGCUUUUUACAAGCCCAACUUCAUCCUCUACAAGGACGAUGUCACCGUCAAGGGCAAGGACUACAAAAACGAAUGCUGUGAGACCACCUUCACUGAAAAGAAAGAGAAGGAGGUGUGCAUAGAGACACCCAGUGCUGAAGAUCCACAGGCGAAACUCCUGGAUGAAAAUGAGGCGAAGAUCCAGACAGUGUCCUAUGAAGUGGAGGAGGAGGAAUAUGUCGAGUAUGAGACGGACUGCUCCAGCGACAGCGAGAGCGAAGACAACUUCAUCGUCAUUCCUCCUCGUGAUCACCUGGGCCUGGCCAUCUUCUCCAUGCUCUGCUGUUUCUGGCCUCUGGGCAUCGCAGCCUUCUACUUCUCUCAGGGGACCAGCAAAGCCGUGACAAAGGGUGACUUCCCGAUGGCCAGCAUCGCGUCCAGACGAGCUCUAUUCCUGGCUGCUCUCUCCAUCACCAUCGGCACCGGGGUGUACGUGGGGGUCGUGGUGGCUCUCAUCGCCUACCUCUCCAAACCGGGUCAUAUAUAG
Neoarius graeffei (lesser salmon catfish) is the source of this 795-nucleotide messenger RNA. It is a transcript of the gene syndig1l, whose product is annotated as synapse differentiation inducing 1-like. The coding region runs from base 1 to 795 and encodes 264 amino acids. Gene Ontology annotation, cellular component: membrane; intracellular membrane-bounded organelle. The transcript is spliced from 3 exons. NCBI's taxonomy places the organism in Eukaryota, Metazoa, Chordata, Actinopteri, Siluriformes, Ariidae. The record is from RefSeq and is a predicted model, not a curated record.